CCAACACAGAUUGUAGUAACAUCUGAAGAUUUCAAAACUGUCUUGCAUUGGCAGUACCCACCGAUGUCUGAAACUCCUCAUUUUAUUGUGGAAAUCAAGCCUUACAAUUUAGGUUACUAUAAGAUCGUCUCAACUUGUGUGAACACUUCAGAGAAUUUUUGUGAUCUCUCAAGGGAAAUAAGUGAGCCUUAUUCCUCUCACUGGCUUCGAGUUAAAGCUGUUGUUGGAUCACAACAGUCUGAAUAUGUGGAGACAAAGGAGUUUAUUUUGCAAAAGCACGGAAAAAUAGGACCACCAAAACUGAAUCUUUCAAGGCACGGUGAUAAAAUCAUGAUUGAUAUUUACCAUCCUACAUUUCCAUCUGUGGAGCUUCUUCCAUGGAUCAGACAAAUUUAUUCAGAACUCACAUACGUGGUGACUUUUUGGGAUAGUAAAAAUCAGAGUAAAGAAUUGUACCCUGAAGACAACUGUACGAUACAUAAAUGUAUCCUCAGCAUCCCAGUUUUUGAAGGUUCCACUUACUGUGUUUCAGCGAAGGGAAGUUCAUAUGACAGUCUGAUAGUUGGUGCCCCAUCAACAGAAAGCUGCAUUCACGUUCCUCUCAAGCCCACACUGAACACACAAUAUAUCAUCAUUCUGUGCGGUGUUAUUCUGAGCCUGGUUGUAAUGUUGACAGUAUGUUGUGGCUGCAAGAAACUAAGGAAGAAGAACGUAAAGCUGCCUAAGUCUUUGGUCAGUGUGAUAAGAAACCUGAACACAGACAGCAUUCUAGAAUCAAAAUCAGAGGCAAAAUACCUAUCUGUAAUAAGCUUCAUGCCAGGCCAGUCAGCGUUGCCGGUGAAUGAUGGAGUAACCUUGCUGGAACCAAAAGAAGAAACGGUUAGUCCUGAGAAUUCCAGUGAAGGAGCAUCUUCCAUUCCUCCUCAAGAGCCACAAGCCAAAGCAGAAGAGGUGUCUGUGCAGGAAAGCACAGGGGUGGUACCUUCUGAUGAUGAACAGAAUUGCAAAGUAAAAGAGAGUUAUUUCGUUUCUGACAGUAGCCAGAUGGAUAUAUGCAGUAACUCUUCAGAGGUUUCUGACACAGAAAUACGACAAACAGUCAUACCAAGCAGCUGCCUCAAGUUUUCUGGCUAUGACAAGCCUCAUGUUCCAUUAGAUAUGUUGAUAGAUGUUGGCGAAGAACAGCCUGUGAUUGCUUACAGGCCGACUGACUAA
Molecule: messenger RNA, 1215 nt
Organism: Antrostomus carolinensis (chuck-will's-widow)
Lineage: Eukaryota; Metazoa; Chordata; Aves; Caprimulgiformes; Caprimulgidae
Gene: IFNGR1
Product: interferon gamma receptor 1
Biological process (GO): cytokine-mediated signaling pathway
Cellular component (GO): plasma membrane
Molecular function (GO): cytokine binding; cytokine receptor activity
Source: RefSeq, a predicted model, not a curated record